This is a messenger RNA of Penicillium samsonianum, 1500 nucleotides long. RefSeq lists its product as uncharacterized. The record is from RefSeq and is a predicted model, not a curated record. Bases 1 to 1500 code for a protein of 499 amino acids. NCBI's taxonomy places the organism in Eukaryota, Fungi, Ascomycota, Eurotiomycetes, Eurotiales, Aspergillaceae. The transcript has a single exon.
AUGGCCCAGCAAAACCCUCAAAAUUGUCUUGGUAUCCCGACUCCUGAGUCAUUGAGAGGGCUGAUCAGAGCACCACCGGCCUGUCUUCCCACCCCUGGAGAUGUGGCAGCCGUUGAAAUAACUGAGGGUCUUGGUAAAUACCUGGGCAAGCCCAGAGACGAAAUUGUUCAAGCGCAAAAUUUGACGAGCGGAUUGUCGGACAUCGCCAUAAUUCUGGAACGUCCGCUUCAUAGGUCGAAACACAAGUUCGAUGUCAUCUUCCCAAAUUUUGUGGAAGAAUCCCCGACGCUAUUAGCCGUCGAUGAACUCAUUCGUUUCGCUAGUAAUGGCGCUCGAAGCAUACAUAAUGUCACCGUGCUGAAUGCGUUCCCUUUUCAGCCCGACAAAUCUGCAAUGGAGCGAGAACGAAUAGGCCACGAAGCGCUUACUCGGAUCUUGAAAGCAAAGAAACCCAAGGUAAUUUUGAGAUGCCACCGUGAAGAGUAUUGGGACGAGUGGCUCAAGCGCAUCGAGCUACCCGGACGGGAGUACCAACUGGAGCGGAAGGAUGUCAAAAUUACCGAGGACCAUACGGCAGUCGUCUUGCAAUCGUUCCAUCCCUCUUGUGCUGUGAACAAUGCCGACUGCAGACCGGAAUACCGAGCAUUAUUGAUGUACCACUUCGUGGCCGCCUUUUCGGAGCUGCGGGUUGAGUUCCGUCUUCCGGAUACUGCGGAGAAAAUCAGAAAGCUUUGCCUCAAAAAGGGCGAGCGAAGAGACCACGAUAUACCCAGCUACAAAUCAUGGCAAGCGGCACUUCGUAUAUCUCAGGAAUUGGAAAGGCCUUACGACGGUCCAUGCAAGGCACGAUUCGUUGAAAUAUCGGACGAAACCCCAUUUGAACACUGCAGUGCACAGAUCAAGGGAUUUAGUGCUAUGUACAAAUCACUGAAUGAGCUUUUCGGGAACUCGAACAAUUUUGGAUGUCUUGGAAUCGCGAAAGUUGUUUUAUUUCUCUGGAAACAGCACUUCCGGGCCGACCCUCUCUACGAGCAGACAAUGUCAUGGCUGCUACUACGAGGUAAUGAUCAAAAGGACUGGUUUCCGUCAAGGCCUCAACGGGCUUCCCUCCAACGCCCGCUAGAAGACGACUUGUCGGAACUUCAAAUUUCGGGGCGCCCCCUUCUAUGUGACAUGCAAAAGCUUACCGACGAAGCAAGACUCUUGGCUGGUCAGACAUCUGACACACUUGGGAGGGCGGAGAAUCUCGGGGAAAGCCUGCGUGUUAAUAUGGCCUGCAUUAUGGAGAGAUACAUUGUUCUAGUUCGCAAAUACUUGAGCGGCACCUCGAUGAGUGAUAUCAACAAAGCAAUGGCCAUCAGCACUCAGUUGAAGUCAUGUGAGAUUUUUCUAUCCACAAUCAUUGAUCAGAAUGAUUCUCUAGAACAACCCGACAUGCGGGGCCUGUUACAGCGCCAUCAAGAGCUAGCGAGCCUGAUUAAUGCCAGCGUUAUGGCAUGA